CUGUCAAUUAAUUUCCAAUUAUCAUUGUAAGCCAAACAAAAUAAUGGCUAUUUAAAACUCGACCAAUCCAGGAUUACAUAUUGUUCUUGAUAAUCAAUAAUAUAACAGAAAAUUAAUGAAUUCAUUAGGAUCUUAUGGACCUCACUCUGUCAAUAAAAUUACACAUUUAUAAGUGUAUAUAAAGACGAUAAGAUUUCUUUUUUUUUAAAUUGAUAGAAAACUAAGAAAUAUGGAAAAAAUUGCAAGUAGUGUUAAUUUGUUAAAAGAGUGGUUAGUGCAGCAACCACAUUUGCCGAAAAAUGUUCCCGAAUUUUUUCUUUCAAAAUGCUACAUCGCCUGCAACAACAGCAUAGAAGUAGCAAAAAAUCUCAUCGAUUUAUUUUUUACAUUACGCUCUAGGGCUCCGGAUCUAUUUGCUAACAGAAAUCUAGAUGAUCCUGAUAUUCAAGAUUCUUUUGAAAUAUUUGACAUGAUCGAACUUUCAGAAACUGUAAACGACUGUAAAGUGUGUAUUGUCAGAUUAAACUCGGACAACAUCGAUAAAUUUCACUGCGCAGCUUCUGUAAAACUGUUCACAAUGUUCAACGAUCUACAGAUCUUCACGGACGAUAGGCUAUGCGAAGGAGAAAUAUUUAUAGUCGAUUUAGAGAAAUCUAAUUUGAAGUUGUUGACCAAAAUUUCUCUGAUGCACAUAAAGAAAGUAGCGGAAUACUCGCAGGAGGCCCGUCCAUUAAAAUUGAAACAAGUACAUUUUGUUAACGUACAACCAAUUAUUGAAAAAUUUUUAUUACUCAUAAAACCUUUUUUGAAAGCUGAAGUUAUUAAUAUGUUUAAUCUCCAUCAAGACAUAGAAACUCUGUACAAGUUUGUACCUAAAGACGUACUUCCUAAAGAUUACGGCGGAACUGAUUCAAAGACAAUUCCGGAAUACAAAAAAGAGGUGGAAGCCAAACUUCGUAAAUACAAACAUGUCAUCGAUGAUAAAAGUUAUGUGACUGUGGAUGAAAGUAAACGACCAAUUGGAAAUCCAUAUGGGGAUAAGUUCGGAAUGCAAGGGUCGUUUAGAACAUUGGAUAUUGAUUAGGAUGU
Molecule: messenger RNA, 1089 nt
Organism: Psylliodes chrysocephalus
Lineage: Eukaryota; Metazoa; Arthropoda; Insecta; Coleoptera; Chrysomelidae
Source: the annotation of a GenBank genome assembly